CAGUGAUUGGCUUACGGACUGUUACUACAAACCUAAUCAUGAGGGGUUUGCACUUGAUUUAGCCAGCCUGUGAAGUAUGAUUCCUGCCCAGACCAUUAUUGUACAGAACUUGUACCAGAAUAGGUUUCUGGGUUUGGCAGCCAUGGCAUCGCCUUCCCGAAACUCUCAAAGCCGACGGCGAUGCAAAGAUCCCCUCAGAUACAGCUACAACCCUGAGCAAUUCCGCAACCUGGCUGUCACCAUUCCGCGUGCAAACAGUGACACAAACCUGGUGAAUUCAGGUAGUCGUUCCACCCUGAUGGUCAGCAGCUCCCGUUACACCAUCGGCCAGUCACAGGACCUCAUCAUUUGUUGGGACAUUAAGGAAGAGGUAGACGCUGGGGAUUGGAUUGGCAUGUAUCUCGUAGAUGAGAUUCUCUCUGAAAACUUCCUGGAUUACAAAAACCGUGGGGUUAAUGGUUCACACCAAGGACAGAUCAUUUGGAAAAUUGAGCCAAGUUCCUAUUUUGUGGAGCCUGAAACAAAAAUCUGCUUUAAGUAUUACCAUGGAGCCACUGGAGCACUUCGAGCAACAACGCCAAGCAUCAGUGUGAGAAACCCUUCUGCUCCUAUUUUUAAAACUAUUUCCCAUGAAGAAGGUGUUCAAGGGCAGGGAAAUCGGAGACUGAUUAGCUUUACAUUGUCAGGGUUUCAAGCUAUUGGUCUGAAGAAGGGGAUGUUCUUUAAUCCUGAUCCUUACCUGAAGAUUUCCAUUCAACCAGGCAAACACAGCAUUUUCCCGGUAUUACCACACCAUGGGCAGGAGAAAAGAACUGGAAUUACUUUUAACACCAUCAACCCUGUCUGGCAGAGAGAGCAGCACAGUUUUGUUUCACUCCCCACAGAUGUUCUUGAAAUCGAGGUCAAGGACAAAUUUGCAAAAAGCCGUCCCAUUAUAAAGCGCUUUCUAGGAAAGCUUUCAAUGCCAGUACAGAGAUUACUGGAAAGGCAUGCAAUAGGGGACAGGGUGGUGAGCUAUACUCUGGGCCGUAGACUGCCGACAGACCACGUCAGUGGACAGCUGCAGUUCCGAUUUGAAAUAACAUCUUCAAUCCACCAAGAUGAUGAAGAUAUCUCAGCCAGUACUGAAGCAGGAUCAGCUGAACAACAGGAGAAUCAGACGAUGGACGUAACAGAGCAGACCUGUUAUGAGUGCCAGAGUGUCAGUGGUACAGAAGAGGUUGAGCAGUUGAAUGAAAGCGAAAGUAAUGUGAAUGGUGUGGACUUGAGUAGUCCACCCGACAGUACUAGUGUUGUGAAUUUCAGUGAACCAUCGCCAGUCAGUGAAUUAGACCUAGCCAUUGAAAACGUGAAUGAUGAUGGUGACAACGACAAAGAGAAUAAUUUACCAGCAAUAUGUUGGACCUCAGGAGCCUAUUGCCCGAUUGUAACUGAUUUACCCCAGCCUGAAGCUAGCUCAGUUUUGGAUGGAACCUCAGAGAGAGAAAAAACACUGGAAAACGAUGUCAGACAAGAAGAAGUAUGUUCUGGUCAAUCCAUGCCUGAGGCUGAAAAUGUCACUGAAGACAUGGGUGAGGUGGACAGGACUGACAACAGUGAGGCUUCAUCUCAGCAGGAAGAUGGUACAUUGAAAAUGAGGAAAACAGGAAAAAGGAAAACCAGGCCAUUCUCACUGCCGGUGUCUGAGCUGGAGUCUGUGAUUGCCUCAGCUUGUGGUUCAGGAGAGCCAGAAACCCCUCGAACACACUACAUCACUCUGCAUCGGCUGCUCCAUAGUCUGCCUUCCGCACAGCUGGAUGACGAUGAUGCCCAAGAAGAGACCGGCAACAAUUUUGUUUCCUUAGAACCGCCAGAAAAAGAAACCGAAGACCAAAGUGCAACGUGUGAAAUGGAUACUGCAGAGCUCCAAACGAGUAGUGACACAAGUGGGCCCAGCAACGUCGGGCGAAGGAUGCUGCCUCGUAGUGCAUCGGUUGAACAUCUUUCUGAGUUAAAUCAAAUCCUAGAGAAGGAUCAGCAAAGAAAUCAAAGUGAGACUGGAACAGACACAGCACAGCAGGUCAAUAAUGAGUGGGACAUCUGUGAUACACCAUGUUGUAGGACUUCCUGUUACAGCACUUCCUGUUACAGUACAUCCUGUUACAGCACUUCUUGCCAAAGUACUUCCUGUUAUGAUAGUACAAAUCACUUCUCCUCAAGCCAUACCAGGUUCUCCUCAAUUGACAGUGCACGGCUAUCUGAAAGUACAGUUUUCUCUUCACAAGAAGAGGAAGAUGAGAACAGUGCAUUCGAGUCGAUGCCAGAUUCAGGCCAUAGCCCUGAGUACUGUGAGAGAAUACAAGCAGACAGCAUCGUUCAGUGGCCAGAAGAGCCUGCAGCCCAAGCACUGGAAAGGAUGUUGGUAAAUGAUGAGAUUAUUGCAGGACAGAGCAGCAGAAUGGAAGGUGAUAUCCCUUUACCACACUGUGCUCAGACAAUAAAUCAUCUGCCUUCUUUGAGACAAGACGGCAACCGUUACCCUACCAUCGAUGAGCCCCUUCCUCCCAACUGGGAAGCACGAAUUGAUAGCCAUGGGAGAGUGUUUUACGUGGAUCAUGUAAACCGUACAACAACAUGGCAACGACCCACAACAGCCGCUACGCUUGAUGGUUUGCGUAGGUCCAACUCCAUCCAACAAAUGGAACAGCUUAACCGACGGUAUCAGAAUAUUCAGCGGACAAUUGCAACAGAAGAUGAGGCCAUGGCAGAGAUUUCACAACCAAACACAGAACUGAGACGAGAAGGCUCCUUGUCUCCAGUUAAUUCUCAGAAAAUUAACAUGUUAUUGCAGUCUCCAACUGUCAAAUUUAUCACCAAUCCUGAGUUUUUCACCGUGCUGCAUUCAAACAACAGUGCCUAUCGAAUGUUCACCAACAGUACUUGUUUGAAGCACAUGAUACUGAAGGUCCGCAGGGAUGCCCGGAAUUUUGAGCGUUAUCAGCACAAUAGGGACUUGGUGACUUUCCUGAACAUGUUUGCAGAUACACAGCUGGAGCUUCCUCGAGGGUGGGAGAUAAAGGCUGAUCAACAGGGCAAGUCAUUUUUUGUUGAUCACAACAGUCGUGCGACGACGUUUAUCGAUCCUAGGCUUCCACUGCAGAAUGGGCGUUUGCCGAACCAUUUAACGCAUAGGCAGCACUUGCAGCGUUUGCGCAGUUACAGUGCAGGGGAGGCUUCUGAUGUUUCACGAGUCCGGGGAUCUGCACUGUUAGCCAGACCUACCAACACUCUGGUGGCAGCUAUUCGCAAUCAGUACCAUCAAGAUGCAGUGCCUGUGGCGUACAAUGACAAGAUUGUAGCUUUCCUCCGUCAGUCAAACAUUUUUGAGAUGCUUCAAGAGCGGCAGCCCAGCCUAGGCAGAAAUCACACGCUCAGGGAGAAAAUCCAUUAUAUUCGGACAGAAGGAACACUUGGUCUUGAAAAGCUGUCAUGUGAUGCAGAUUUGGUUAUUUUGUUGAGCCUCUUUGAAGACGAAAUUAUGUCCUAUGUUCCAGCACAUGCUUUAUUUCAUCCAGGAUACAGCUACUCUCCCCGCUGCUCCCCUGGAUCCUCACCUCAGAAUUCCCCAGGUAUGCAGCGUGCAAGUGCAAGGGCUCCUGCACCAUACAGGAGAGAUUUUGAAGCUAAGCUGAGAAAUUUCUACAGAAAACUUGAGGCCAAAGGUUAUGGGCAAGGACCAGGAAAGAUUAAGUUAAUUAUACGGCGGGAUCACUUGCUGGAAGGUACUUUCAAUCAGGUUAUGGCUUAUUCACGCAAAGACCUCCAACGGAACAAGCUGUACGUCACAUUUGUGGGAGAAGAAGGUCUGGAUUACAGUGGACCAUCAAGAGAGUUUUUCUUCCUCUUGUCACAGGAGCUAUUCAAUCCUUACUAUGGUUUAUUUGAAUACUCAGCCAAUGACACAUACACCGUGCAGAUCAGUCCGAUGUCAGCAUUUGUAGAAAAUCACCUGGAAUGGUUCAGAUUCAGUGGUCGUAUACUGGGCCUUGCCCUAAUUCACCAGUACUUGUUGGAUGCCUUCUUCACCCGACCCUUCUAUAAGGCACUACUACGGCUACCCUGUGACCUGAGUGACCUGGAGUACCUGGAUGAAGAGUUCCAUCAGAGUCUACAAUGGAUGAAGGAUAAUGACAUCACAGAUAUCCUCGACCUCACCUUUACAGUUAACGAGGAGGUGUUUGGACAGGUCACAGAACGAGAACUCAAGUCAGGAGGGGCCAAUAUUCAAGUAUCAGAGAAAAACAAAAAGGAAUAUAUCGAGCGGAUGGUGAAAUGGAGAGUGGAAAGAGGUGUUGUUCAGCAGACUGAAGCCUUGGUUCGUGGUUUCUAUGAGGUGGUAGAUUCACGGCUGGUAUCAGUGUUUGAUGCCCGAGAGCUGGAACUGGUUAUCGCAGGCACAGCAGAGAUUGAUCUGAAUGACUGGCGCAAUAAUACUGAGUACCGAAGUGGUUAUCACGAUGGUCACAUCGUAAUAAAGUGGUUCUGGACAGCUGUGGAGCACUUCAACAAUGAGCAGCGUCUCCGGCUUUUACAGUUUGUGACGGGGACAUCCAGCAUACCUUAUGAAGGCUUUGCCGCCCUCAGAGGGAGCAAUGGACUCAGGCGAUUCUGCAUCGAGAAAUGGGGCAAAGUGACAUCACUGCCAAGGGCGCACACAUGUUUCAACCGCUUGGAUCUCCCUCCAUACCCAUCGUAUUCUAUGCUGUACGAGAAGCUGCUCACAGCAGUGGAAGAAACCAGUACCUUUGGUCUUGAGUGAAAGAAGUGCUCACUUCUCAUGAUGAGUUGCACUACUGCAGUGAAAAAGGGCAUCCUUGUCUUUACAACAUGAGAAGCACAAAAUGAGCAUGUGCAAAGAAGAUGCCUCAAAUGAAAGUAUUAUAGACAUCUCUUGAUUUCAAGAAAGGAAGAAAACAUUGAUGUUGAACCAUUGUAACUACUUUCCUGCUUGGAUUCAUUUUUUUAUUUUUGUAAAUAAACAUUUCUCCUAAACAAAUGGAUUAUAGACAAUCUCAUGCAAUUAAAGCCAUUUUUUUUCUUGGCAGGGCCACUUAUGUUAAAGGCAACUAAUGUAACCUCAUUAACACAUCUUCACAAAUUAAUGUGUAAGAAUCAUUGAUUGUAAUCACAUUCAAUUACAAAUUCACAAAGAGGGUCUAUCUUUGAUUUGUGGAAUAUUUUAUGGAACUUCACCGUCAAACAAGUACAUAUUAAUUAGCUGAUUGGCUGGUUUGAAAGUCACAUGAUACUCAGGCUGCACUUCCUGUACAAUCAUGCUGCUGUAUAAGAAUGUCAAUAAAACUAAUUUGUUAUGCCACAAUA
This is a messenger RNA of Pristis pectinata (smalltooth sawfish), 5361 nucleotides long. RefSeq names its product E3 ubiquitin-protein ligase HECW1-like. NCBI's taxonomy places the organism in Eukaryota, Metazoa, Chordata, Chondrichthyes, Rhinopristiformes, Pristidae. Gene Ontology annotation, molecular function: ubiquitin-protein transferase activity; protein binding. The record is from RefSeq and is a predicted model, not a curated record. Gene Ontology annotation, biological process: regulation of dendrite morphogenesis.